UAUUCACUUACGUGGCAAAAUAUGCCAUACUCCGAAGAGCACAUUCGCCAGAAGCUGCAAAAGGAGCUCGAGCCUCUGCACCUCACAGUUGAGGAUCAGUCGGACGGUUGCGGCGGUAAAUUUUCAGUACUCGUUGUGUCUGAGAAAUUUGCGGGCAAAACUCUCCUCCAGCGGCACAGGCUUGUCAAUGGAAUCCUAGAAGAAGAACUAAAAGACAUUCAUGCCUUCUCGCAGAAAACGUUAACACCAGAACAGUGGGAAAAACAAAAAGAACAAGCUUAAUAAAAAAAUUUAAG
Molecule: messenger RNA, 296 nt
Organism: Trichogramma pretiosum
Lineage: Eukaryota; Metazoa; Arthropoda; Insecta; Hymenoptera; Trichogrammatidae
Product: bolA-like protein 2
Exons: 3
Coding region: 22-282 (86 amino acids)
Biological process (GO): intracellular iron ion homeostasis
Cellular component (GO): cytosol; nucleus
Molecular function (GO): 2 iron, 2 sulfur cluster binding
Source: RefSeq, a predicted model, not a curated record